Eleginops maclovinus (Patagonian blennie) is the source of this 2784-nucleotide messenger RNA. RefSeq names its product STE20 related adaptor beta (gene stradb). NCBI's taxonomy places the organism in Eukaryota, Metazoa, Chordata, Actinopteri, Perciformes, Eleginopidae. The transcript is spliced from 12 exons. Gene Ontology annotation, cellular component: serine/threonine protein kinase complex. Gene Ontology annotation, molecular function: protein kinase activity; ATP binding; protein serine/threonine kinase activator activity. The record is from RefSeq and is a predicted model, not a curated record. The coding region runs from base 469 to 1752 and encodes 427 amino acids. Gene Ontology annotation, biological process: protein phosphorylation; activation of protein kinase activity; protein export from nucleus.
GCGUGAUGACGUGUUUAUCACGCGGCAGGAGUCUGUGUCAAAUUAAGCAAAGGACUAUUUUUCGCCUCGGUUUUGACUUUUUGCACUUUGGUCUAAAAAGUCUCACAAAAUCCAACACAUUUUAGACCAAAACGUCGCUUAGGAUAUCCGCCUCUAAUUUGCAUAUUGAACUUGUUUACGUCGAAGUGGCAGAUCUGACAGGAGAAGGUUGAUCUGACAAAGUACACCAUCAUUUCCUAUCAUUGCUCAGAUCUGUAGAUCACCUGAUGCAGGUAUGCUGCAGGCGGAUGGAUGAACGGUUGGACGGAUGCUGGACGCUCUCUAGUCUUGUGGGGGAUUCAUAGCUUGUCUCCGGUUACACUGCUGCACUUCUUUCCCUUGUCCUCCCCCUCCAUCGCAGUCGGACUCCUUGGCCUGUGAGCGGAUGAAUGCGAGCGCUCGGGAUUGUACCUUCGCCCAAAGGACUCCAUGUCUUUCUUGGACUGUUCCUGCAUCUCCCACACUCCAGUCCAGCCCUUGGACAUAGAGGAGCGCUAUGAGGACAUCAGCCACCAGUUCCUGAGCUGUGACGGUUCUGAAUACACUCUGCAAGGGCCGGCUGGUGGCGAUGACAUCACAGGGCUGUCAGCUGAUCCGUCCCACUACCUGCUGCUGUCUGAGCUGGGGAGGGGCUUCAAUAACCUGAGCCAGGUGAAUAUGGCACGUCAUGUUCCCACUGGACAGCUGCUGGCCAUCAAACAGACCAACCUGGAUGAGUGCACAGAGGAGGAGCUGCUGCAGCUCAUGAACGAGGUCUUGCUCUCCAGGUUUUUCCGUCAGCCCAAUCUGCUGACGUCCCGCCUGGUGUUCAGCUCCUGCUGCCAGCUGUGGGUUCUCACACCGCUCAUGUCCUAUGGCUCUGCAGAUGCUUUACUCAGAACAUAUUUCCCCGAUGGGAUGAGUGAAUCCCUGAUAGCGUACCUGCUGUACGGCGUGCUGAAGGCCUUGGAAUACCUGCACCGGAUGGGCUAUGUUCACCGGGGGGUGAAGGCCAGUCAUAUCCUGCUGUCGGGGCAGGGGCACGUCUACCUCUCUGGGCUCCACAGUGUUUUCAGUAUGAUGCGGGACGGGAAGCGAGUGAGGUCGGUGUUCGACAUGCCCCACCACACCCCCGCCCUGCUGCCCUGGCUCAGCCCUGAACUCCUGCGACAGGAUCUGCACGGUUACGGAGUGAAGUCGGACAUCUACAGUUUAGGUAUCGUGGCUUGUGAGCUGGUUAACGGCCGGGUGCCUUUCCUGGACAUGCCCCCCACCCAGAUGCUGCUCCAGAAGCUGCGCGGCUCCCACUGCUGCCUGCUGGACGUGGCUCCGUUCCCGCUCGGCGAGCUGGGGGGGCUGAAGGUGUCCCGAUCCGGAGUCGACUCCGGUAUCGGGGAGAGCGUCGCAACGGGAAGCAUGACCCACAGCGCCACCGCCCCCCCUACCGACCGACCCCAGAGCCCCGCACCCAAGAACCACUCGGCCACCCUGCACAACCUGGUGCAGCUGUGUCUGCAGCAGCAGCCGGAGCGCAGGCCGUCAGCAUCGUCCCUGUUGACCCACGCCUUCUUCAAACAGGUGAAGAGGCACACCAGAGAGACCUUCCUGAACCUCAUGUACCCAGCAGUGCCCCUCUCCAGCCCCGAGGACCCUCUAGUUUCCAACACCCCCGCCCCCUCCUGCCACGCUCCUUCCUCCCCUGACACCAUGGAGGCUGUUUGGGACUUCUCCUAACUCCAAAAAGUCUCCCUUUUAAUCUGAAAAUCCUGACUAGAAAAAGCCAAACGAAAGACAAUCAAAGCGAAAGCAAUGAGGCCAAAUUCUACUGUGCUUUGAUUUUUGUAUUAUGGUCCCGACUCGACGAGCCUUUUCUAAAGUAGUUUUGUAUUGUUUUUAAGAUACGUUUGUCUGAUGCAUAUAUGGUGACAAGACUGUGAAAGUGCUGGAUCAAAGACGCUGCUCUGAUCCUAUCAUAAGGAUCCAUAAUGGACUGGAAAAAACACUAAUUUGUUGACUUAUAAUCACGCACUUCCUCUGAGAUAAAAGGCGACUGGUAGAAAGUCCAUCCAGAAAUACUAAACGGUAUGUUGUUUUAUGGUGUUAUAUCCUGUUAGGUACUGAGAAAAUACCCCCCGUAGUGUGCGUGAGCAUCCCAAGUAGAUUCAGUAUGUAUUCUGACUGAAUAGUGAAUACAGAGGUACAAAAUAAGACAUUUACAACACAUGUGCAUAUAUAUACUGUAUGUCAUUUUUAAACAGCAAGAGAGAAACAUUAAGCCUUCAAUUUGCAUUAAUGUGCUUUCUUACAUCCAUGGGUACAUUCAAAAUAUGUAAACCAGCCGUACUCUUGAACAUAUAUGCACAUUGUUCAUUGUAUUUACAGUAAUUUCUUGGUACAAUCUUGCCUAUAAAACUUAGCAAUAGAAUAUAUGUGAUGUCCUAAAGUAGGAGGUAUCAUUGGAAGUCUUCCCAGCCCUUUGUUGUCGGUGAUUUGCCAAAAGAUUAUUUUUUAACGUGCUUACUUAUCCAACAAUGCCUUUAUGUUCUGAUGAAUAUUCUGAUCUAUUUGUAACUGUGAUUAAAUGUACUGUGUACGAGAACUGUGAUUUACAGUGCUUAUCCAACAUGGUAGCUGUAUGAGCCUUACAUAUACACGUAUAAUUAUAAAUUAUAUAUAAAUACGAAUAUGCAAACUUUGAUUUUCUCUGUUAUUUGUUUUCCAUCCAUUGCAGCUCUAUUUCCUCAGUAAAUGGUCCUAAAAAACCAA